AUGCCGCCACCACCAUCAGCCGAUCGCACUUUGCUCGAAGCGAGCAGCAAUUCCACCACUGGGUACGCGGAAGCGCAGCUCGUCGUGCUCCUUCUGAGCAUCGUCGUCGUGGCGGUGGCGCUGCUCUCGUACUUUGUCGUCGCUCCUGAGUACGAAAAGCACUUGGACAAACAGUACGCGGCUCUUGUGCGUGCGGCUUCGGAGCGGCAAUUGCAGCUGCAGAAGGCGCACGAGCUGUUUGCAAGGAGUCGAUUGCGCAAGCACAAGUCGCUCGGUGCGUGGGAUAUGGAGUCUGGCUCGAGCGACGACGAUGGACGACGUCAGUUUUGCAGUGCCCAGCGACGCCACUCGUACCUGCGGCCGUCACCAGCUGAUAUGGCACGAGACGGGAUCAGUAUGGCCGCUCAGAUCAUUGCACGGCGAGAACGCAACGCUCGUCGACGCAAGAGCGAGAGUGACGCGCUCAAACAAGCCAAUAUCCAGCGAGCCGAGAUGUUGCGUCGGCGGGUGCUGCUGAGGAAGCUCGAAGAGGAAAUUGCGGGCGCUGUCAAGGCGAACGAAGAGGCUCAGGCAGCUGCGACGUCGGAGAGUUUGAAGACUGGGCGUGGCAGCGGCUCGGGACGAGCGUCGAACAAUACACUGGACCUGAGCGAUGACCAGCUCAAGAUGUUGCAGGACCACCCAGCAGACUGCGUCAAGGAGCUCACGGUGCUUGCUCGAGCACAGUCUCAGCAGAUUACGCCCUCACCUGCAGCAGUUAAUGAUGCAGACGAUGAUGCUACACGAGCGAGGAGUCUGAUGACGAUGGAGACUGGACCGGAUCUGCACGAAGUGAAGCAAGCGUUGCACGUGCUGCACAACGUGCUGAGCUUUUACUUGUCGGUGGACCACCGAGACAUGACCAAGCUCACGGUGUUUUGCAACUCGCUCCUGCAGCACGACGGUCUCAAUCGUCUACGUGCGUUCGAAGGAUGCCGCGACAAAGACGUUCGAGCGCUGUCCAACUCGAUCAUUGAGAAAGCCGUGCCUGCGAUUUGGCACUGA
Molecule: messenger RNA, 1044 nt
Organism: Peronospora matthiolae
Lineage: Eukaryota; Oomycota; Peronosporomycetes; Peronosporales; Peronosporaceae
Source: the annotation of a GenBank genome assembly